Molecule: messenger RNA, 2032 nt
Organism: Chenopodium quinoa (quinoa)
Lineage: Eukaryota; Viridiplantae; Streptophyta; Magnoliopsida; Caryophyllales; Amaranthaceae
Product: probable WRKY transcription factor 14
Exons: 3
Coding region: 352-1668 (438 amino acids)
Biological process (GO): regulation of DNA-templated transcription
Cellular component (GO): nucleus
Molecular function (GO): DNA-binding transcription factor activity; transcription cis-regulatory region binding
Source: RefSeq, a predicted model, not a curated record
AUAGACAAAAUUAGAGAAAAAGCAACCCGAAAAAGCAGUAUAUUUUGUUACAAAACCACUGGUUUCCCUCUCCAAACAAAGGCUAUACCUUAAAACUUACUUUUUUUCAUCACUAUAAAUAUUUGUACAUUUUUCACUACCUUUGUCAUAUCCUACCUAGUCUUCUUCUAGUCUUUCUGCUCUCAUCAUCCCUUAGUCCCCCACCAAACCUUCUUCUAAAUAUAUUUUUUUUUUCUUCUCAAAAGUCAGCGCCUUUUUUUUAAAAAAUAAAAUUAUUUUUUAGAUUGUCACCCUUAAAAAAAAGUGUUUUUUUUUUCUUUGUUACAAACAUUUUUAAUUUUGAAGUUUUCUAUGGUUGUGAUGGGAGAAGGGGAGAUCAAUGAUAGUUGGUCUCUAUUAGCCGUUGUAAAGGAAAGUUCUAGAAAAGCUAAACUUAGAGCAGCGCAAGUUGUGGCAGAUGAUAAUAAUCUAAUGACAACGACAACCACCACCACCGCCACCAACACCACUCCAGCGCUCGAUUAUAUCAAGUUGGAUCAUAAUGAUUCUCAAGAGUCAUUUUUUAAUGAUGACCAAUUUGUCUUGAUGAAUAACUCGAUAGGUUUUUUGUUACCAUCAGGAGCAGCAGCAACUACUGCUCCUGCUGCUGAUGAAGUCAGCGCUUUAGAGGACGAACUAAAAAAAUUGUGCAGGCCUUUUUUGGUCCCUCAACCUCCUGUUGUAAGUAGUGACAAGACUGAACCCGUGGUCGGAGCUGGCGGGACGUCAAGUAAUCAGCUCGUUGAGCAAACCUCGCGACAACAUCUUUAUCCAAGAAGAUUUCAUAUCAUUCCGAAUCAGAAUUCCUCAACUGCUCUUUGUGGUGGUCGUCCAUGUAACUAUAAAAAAAAGAAAUUUGAGGAUAGAAGAAUGGUGAGGCUAACAAUGGAGGAGUUAUCAAGUAGCGAUAAAUGGGCAUGGCGCAAGUACGGACAGAAGCCCAUCAAAGGUUCUCCUUAUCCUAGGAACUAUUAUAGGUGUAGCAGCAUCAAAGGAUGUAGUGCAAGAAAACAAGUGGAGCGGAGCCCCAUAGACCCGAAUUUCUACAUCGUUACGUACACUAACAAUCAUCAUCAUCCGUGUCCAUCCAUCCAUCACACCACUAGGCCUCGGGUCAGGAUUGCAGCGAGGUCUGAACCGACCCCACCACCCGAGUUAGAAGAGUCUCCCACCAAUACCGUGCUCGGACCAGGGUACGGGUCCGGGCCGGUUGGUAAUGAGGUGAUAGAGAUUGAGCAUGUAGCUGGUGAUGAUAGCUUUAGUAGUGGUGAAAUGAAUGAAGGCUCUUACAAUUACAACGAUCAUGAGAUGCUUACGAUGCCAAUGAAUUCGAUGUCGUGUUCGGAUCUUUUAUCGGGUAUGGAUGACCUGAAUAGUACUAAUAAUAAUUAUUACUCGUACUACAAUGAGAAUAAUGUUGGGUAUAAUCGGGGAUGUGACCCGAAUGUGAAAAUGGGGGUCCGAAUGGAGGAAAAUGGGUCGGGUCAUGGUGUUGGGAUUAGAGAAAUGUAUGCUUCUGCUCCAGCAACGUUGGCUGGGGCGCAUCAGCCGCCGAGUAAUAUGGGACAGAACUCACAUAACAAUAUUUGGGAUAAUGGGAUGAUUAGGCCUCAAGGUUUCUUUUCUUAGCUAUGUGCUAUAAUUGGUUAAUUAGUACAGUAAUAGUCUCUAAAGAAUGAGUGACAUGUGGGGAAGACCGGAAAAGUAACUAAAGGAAAUAGUCGGUGUUUUUUUUAAAAAAAAAAACAACUGAAAGUGUCUAUCUUAUAAUCUUUUAUCGAGGCUUCUUAUUUUUAAGAUGUUUAAGAUGACAUGCGGCAUAGAAGGUAGUUUCUAAGUUAUUGGACAAAAAUUAAAUCUUUUUUCUUUUAAAUUAAUGUUCUUGUUUUAUAUGAGGAUUCAAGUUGUUAGCCUUUAGCUUCCUUUUAUAUUAUGUGAUUUGUAAAUUUUUCAUAUAAGUAAUGUGUUGCAUCCAAUAGAGUUUAAAAGUAGA